Molecule: messenger RNA, 1084 nt
Organism: Choloepus didactylus (southern two-toed sloth)
Lineage: Eukaryota; Metazoa; Chordata; Mammalia; Pilosa; Megalonychidae
Product: calmodulin-regulated spectrin-associated protein 3-like
Exons: 3
Coding region: 116-640 (174 amino acids)
Source: RefSeq, a predicted model, not a curated record
CUCUGGAGACUGCUUUCCUGUGCUUCUCAGGAAUGAAAAACGCAGCUUCAGAGUUCAGUCCUGCCCCGGCUGGGCCAAGGCCGAGAGCCCGUCCCGCUGGCGUGAUCACUAGCAGAUGUGUCAGGAAUCACGAGGAGGCGCCGCACAACCCCUCGCGUGGCCAGCAGAGGGGGCAGGACACGCAGGGAGGGAAGUGACGCUCCCGGCUGGGGGGACACGGAGCUUCCUGCUCGUCCCGGCGGAGCCUGGAAAGCCACCGGUGGAGCACGGUGAGGGAAAGGGGAGCGCGUCCCCCUGGCACCUGCACAUCCCCACCCUGGUGCCACCGCGCAGGCCUCCCUCCACUUCAGCCAGCUGGCCGGGGCCAAGCCCAGGCCGCCUCAGGACCCGCCACUGGGCUGGCUUCGCUCAGGGGGUUCACUGCAGGACGACUCCAAGGACCCCUCCAGACGUACAGACUCCCCGUGUGGUGGGAACGUCUAGACCCCGGAUCGAACUGCUCGCUGGCAUCAGGCUCCGUGCUCCACACCCCGACCCUCCUCCCCAGGUGGGGCCAGCCCUUGGGCCUGGAGGCAGUGCUCCCCCAGCACUGUCACCCCCGGCCCCAAGGGCUCUGUCAUCUGAAGACGUGAGCUGCUGACACGUAAACAGUUCCCACAAAGGGGGGGAGGGGCCCCUCUGCGUUAAAGGACACGAACUCAGGAAGGAGGUCAGUGGGGGCUGGAAUAAAGACCUGAGCUUGGCCUGGAAGGACGGGCCCUGGAUUCAGUCCUGCGUGGAGUGCAACCCUAAGGCAGGCUAACAGGGGCACAAACGUUUGGGUCAACCGAGUUGGAGCCAUAAGGCAAAACCUCCCCAAGAAAGAUGAGCAGCGAAGCCAGUGAUUGCAGGCUGGGGGUGCGAACCUCGUCUCCACCGGAGCAGCCUCAUAAGCAUGGAAAGCACUUAGGAAGCCCUCACAUCUAACGCUCCCCGUGCAGGGCAGGGCACCCCCGGCCCCGGCUCACUCUUGCCUUAUUUUCCCCAGCAAUGCUCCAACACUUCACCACGGGAGUGGGCUGAGACAUGGCCUUCUGGAGCCUUC